Messenger RNA from Lycium ferocissimum, 2216 nucleotides. RefSeq lists its product as uncharacterized. The transcript is spliced from 4 exons. Lineage: Eukaryota; Viridiplantae; Streptophyta; Magnoliopsida; Solanales; Solanaceae. The coding region runs from base 1602 to 1928 and encodes 108 amino acids. The record is from RefSeq and is a predicted model, not a curated record.
GAUAUAAUCACAAAUAAAUUUCAUCCUGAAUUUAUGGCUGGAUUUAUGGUAUAAAGUUGACUCCUUUAAGGUUACUCCAUAAAUCAUAUUUGGGGGGCGGGGUAAGGGCAGGGCACUCUGAUAUUUAGAUAUGUGGUUUCUUGAGGAAGGACUCACUGACUGAGAUUUUUAUUAACAUUUUUUAGUGUUUUUUGUGAAAACUUCCUGAAAGUCAUUAUUUGGGCUUUCUUGUUUUCGUUUUCUGGAAAUCUUGUUUGGAUGGAGUGUUUCUUUCAUGCAUUAACCAUUCCUCUUAUACAAGGCAGCUGAGAAGUAGUUUGUGCUAAAACAGAGAGGGAUUGGGGGAAUAGGACCUAGAAAAGAUCUCAAAUGGAGUCAAGGUUAUCUUUUAAUGAAUAAUUUAGAGAACUUUAUUUUCCUGAGGCACCAAGCAAAGUCGAUUACAAAAUACACCAAAAUUCAAAGGCCUAGCACAUUAAUAUUUAAGUCAGUCAAUUGAAACUGAAUUUCUUUAAAAACACUUUUCUUUUGUAUCCCAUGAACUCACAUAAUAAACUCCCAGUAAGUGGUGCUGCUUCCCUGACCUAACGCUGAAUGUUCGUACCUGCCUCCCUUUGCAUGAUUAAUUUAGCCGAUCUCUAUUAAUCGAGAAACUCCGACUAGAAAUUGAGUGAAUGCAGGGAAUUGAGGGGAUUCAUUAGCGUGUCUUCUCCUAGGAAUAUUAAAAUUGCAGAUAAAAGUUUACCAGAAUAAAACUUGAAGGGAAAGAGAAAAAUACAAGACAAAGAAGAGGGCUUGUCAUAGAAGGGACUUUGGAGAUGAUGUAGAGAAUACUUGGAAGGUAGAAAGGAGCAAGCAAUUAGGGACAAAGAGGUGAAUAAAGAGACAGUUAAGGGAGAUAGAGAUAGAAAACAUGGGAUACCAGCUUUUUAGCAUGUUUGGCAAGCUUUCAAAAUCUGCUUAUUUUGAAAGUGGUUUUUUAGAAUAGCAGCUUGUGUUUGGCUAAUCGAUUUGAAAAUCACUUUUGCCAAUAUUAGAACAGUAAUUGUGCUUGGCCAAGGUUUCAAAAGUGCUUUUGGGGAAAAAUUACUUUUUUUCAGCUUCUGCAAAACAGUUUUUGCUACUACUCAAAAGCACUUAUUUCUGUCCUAAAAGCUUGGCCAAACAACUCAACUCUCUAAAAUAAGCACUUUUUUUUUUUCCUUUCAAAAAGCACUUUGGCCAAAGAGGCUAUUACUUUGUCUAUCAUAAGAGCAUUUUGUUACAUGCCAAUACUUUCUACAUCUCCAGAAACUCUUUCAGUGUCCCUGAGUGUGCACAUUUACUUAUCUCCACAUGUUUCGUGAAAACAUAUCCUAAACAAAAAAUAAGAAAUAAAUGUAUUGGGAACUGAUCCAUCCUAAGUCCCUUAAUGUGCAUUUAGGUGCAUACGGCAAGAAUAUUCUAUUGUGUUACUUGUCACAAAAGAAUCUUCUACUGGUAUUUGUCUUAUCUUCUGGCUUUAAUGUACUGAUAAAUGAUGACCGUAUAAUCUCGAUAAGACUGUUGCUGAUCAAGUAUCUAUUUGGAAGAAAAGUAAAGGCCUAGGUGAUAAUAUUGGAAUGAUCAUGCGUCUUCUGGAGAGACGUGUGCUUACCAUCAAAUUGGUGAUGUCUUUGUCUGUGAAAAAACUGGACACGUUCAUGAUUGUGAUGACACAUGCAGGGAAGUUGUACUGGAUCCUACAAAUGGUCUGCUGGUGUGCCCUAUUUCAGGCCACUGUUUUGAUAGGAUGUUGUUGUCACCAAAUGAAACGAAGCAAGAUGUGGACCAACAAGAAGCUUGUAAGACAAGACGAAGCAGAACCAUUCAUGGGCUUGGGUCGUUUUGCUCGAGCCUAUUUGCUGGGAUACAACUGCGAUGAUGAGAAGGAAUUGGAAGCUGCUUAGCGCUUUUGAUGAUUUAACUGUUUAUUACCGCCGAAGGAUGUUGUGGGUUGUUAAGGAUCCUUUCACCUUGAACCAGAGGUCUCGAGUUCUAGUUUCGGAAAUGAGGAUCAUCUCGGUCGGAAGCACUCACCCACCCCCCUCCUAGCGGGCCUUCCCGGCGCGUUCGGAUUAGUCGGGUGGAUCAUCAGCAUGUUCAGAAAUGGAACAAUUACAGUUUUGUUUAUCAUGUAAUUAUAACUUGUAUAAUUUAAGUUAAAAUUUUAAAAUCUUAUAUAGUUUUUCACUUAA